Molecule: messenger RNA, 4077 nt
Organism: Epinephelus moara (kelp grouper)
Lineage: Eukaryota; Metazoa; Chordata; Actinopteri; Perciformes; Serranidae
Product: leucine-rich repeat LGI family member 2-like
Exons: 8
Coding region: 65-1699 (544 amino acids)
Biological process (GO): inhibitory synapse assembly
Molecular function (GO): protein binding
Source: RefSeq, a predicted model, not a curated record
GGUAAAAGCUGCUGCCAGCACCGACCACGACCUCAUUUACUAUUAUUAAUGCUCAAGAAGCAACAUGACAUCCACACAGCAGUGGCUACUGGCCGGUUUGGCGCUUCUGUGUAUUUAUGGAGCGGCUGAAUCUAAGAGGAAUUUCAAAUGCCCUUCAGGAUGCACCUGCACCAAGGAGACCAUCAUCUGCGUCGGUACCUCACAGAUCCCCCGGACUAUACCGAGUGAGAUCAACUCACUGAGCAUGGUAAAUGGAUCUAUUUCUGAAAUCACAGAGGGGAUGUUUUCACUGAUGCCCUCUCUACAGCUGCUACUUCUAAAUGCAAAUUCUUUGACAACAAUCAAAGAUGAUGCUUUCUCCGGCCUCCCACAUCUAGAAUAUUUAUUCAUUGAAGGGAACAAGAUCGAAACGAUCACCAAAAAUGCCUUCCGUGGUCUGCGAGAUUUGACUCAUCUAUCGCUUGCCAAUAACAAGAUGAGGUUUCUGCCAAGAGAUCUCUUUUUCGACUUGGAUUCGUUGCUGGAACUGGAUCUCCGAGGCAACUCUUUCCAGUGCAUCUGUGAGAACAAGUGGCUGAUGAUGUGGCUGAAAAACACAAACGCCACAGUAUCAGAUGUCUUCUGCGCAGGCCCCAGUGACAUGAAGGGCAAGCGGCUCAACGACCUUCCUAUUCCACCGGGCGAGUGCAUCUCCACAGAUUUUGUGCGUCAUCAGUCCAUUCCCAUUCAGUCCAUGUCAGCGGACAUUUUCUUUUUCAAAGAGGACAUCUACGUGGCGAUGGCUGCCCCCAACUCCAACAGCUGUGUGAUCAUGGAGUGGGAUCACAUUGAAAUGAACUUCAGGAAAUUUGACAAUAUAACAGGGAAGUCUGUUGUUGGGUGCAGGUCAGUUCUGAUCGACAGCCAUGUCUUGAUAAUUGUUACCCAGCUCUUUGGAGGCUCCCAUAUUUACAAGUUUGACGAUAGACAAAACAAGUUUACAAAGUUUCAAACUAUUGAGGUCUUCAACAUCUCGAAGCCAAAUGAUAUUGAAGUCUUCCGAAUGGAUGGAGAGUGGUACUUUGUAAUUGUGGACAGCUCCAAGGCGGGUUUGUCGACACUGUACAAGUGGACCGACCAACCGGACCGCAAUGAAACAGGUUUCUUCUCCUACCAGUUUCUCCAUGAGUGGUUUCGUGAUACAGAUGCUGAGUAUGUCGAGUCUGAGGGGAAGUCUUACCUCAUCUUGACCAGUCGGUCUCAGCCGCCUGUCAUCUACCUGUGGAACAAGAGCACCCUGAAGUUCAUAUUUCACAGUGAAAUCCCAAAUGUCGACGACGUGGUGGCAGUCAAGGCUUUCCGGGUGGAGAAUGAGUUGUAUCUGGCCAUGACUUGCUACAUCGGUGACUCUAAAGUCCUCAAGUGGGCCAAUAAGCAGUUCACUGAGGUGCAGGCUCUGCCUUCUCGGGGAGCGAUGAUCCUCCAGCCUUUCACCUUCACAGACAGGCAUUACCUUGCUCUUGGCAGCGAUUAUUCUUUCACACAGAUCUACCUCUGGGAUACCGAGACCAAAACAUUCCACAAGUUCAAGGACAUUUAUGUGCAGUCGCCCCGGACCUUUACUGUAAUGACCACUGACCGCAGGAAUUUCAUCUUCUCCUCCAGCUUCAAGGGCAAAUCGAUGGUUUUUGAGAAUAUCAUUGUAGAUUUAAGCUUAUAAUGCCUCGCAAAACUAUGACUAAUCACAGUAGGAGCUGGUCACUUAGAUCAGUAUUUGUGUUUAUGCUACAAAAGAGACUCAAAUUCUGCAUAUCGUCCUUAUGCAACUAGAUAUAUCUUUCUUGGUUUGAGACAAACAUCUUAGGCAAGUUUCUGCAGCUCAUAUGCAUUUACAGCAAAUAUGGAGGUUUGAUUGGUCCCAAGUCGUUACUGUCAAACUGAAGGCUGACAGAAAUAUUUUAAAAAUGGUUAACAUUGAAAUGAAAACAGCAUGAAGAUAAUUUUAUGGCAUACUAGAUAUUAUUGUAAGAGGUGAUGGUUUUUAUUGUGAUUCUGUAAAACAAGCAAGGACCAAGCCAUGGGGGGUCCAUCUCGGCCAUUGCUACCAUAUAGCCUGGCCAAUCCAUGAGAUGGGAUCCACCGCUGCAAGCAAAAUGUUAGGGGUGGGCGAUACCACAAAAUUUAGUUUCAAUCUGAAAACAAGUAAUACAGGGACAGAAUAGCUGAUAUUGAUACCAGCGCCAAUACUUUUUACUGUUAAAAUCAGCUUAUGUACUUUAAUGUAAGAGAGGACAGUGUGUCAUGAUUUAUGAGGUGAAUAAUCAGUCUGCGAAAAUAACAACUAAAGACGACCAGUUACAGUUUGAAAAUGUAACAUUAACUAAAGAUCCAAUUUGACUAAAAUGUUAAUUUGACGACAGCAUACCUGGAGAUAUAUUUCCUGAGCAUCUCUGUCUUUGUGCCAGGUGUCUGGAUGCUGAGGCAUUUCCCUCCUCCCUUCUUUUCUGUUGCAGCUCCAAGUUCUCUUUCUUGUGGUUUUUAUGCCUCCAUGGCAGUGAUAGCUGUGGCCGGAGACAUUAUGUUUUCAGGCUGUCAGUCCAUCCGACCGUUUGUCUGUCCCACUCACGUGAAGAUAUCUAAAGAACACCCAAAUGUCCCCUUGAAAUCAAGGAUUAAUUGAUUGGAUUUUGGUGGUCAAAGGUUAAAUUCACUGUGACCUUGCGUUCAUCUUGUUCUCAUGAACGCAAUAUCUCAAGAAAGCUUUGAGGGAUUUUCCCCAAAUUUGGCACAAAUGUCCACUUGGACUCAAGGAUGGUCUGAUUGGAUUUUGGUGAUCAAAGGUCAAGGUCCCUGUGACCUUAAAAUCUAUUUUUUUGGCCACAACUCAAGAAUUCAUUUACUAAUUAUGUCAAAACUUUACACAAUUGUCUAACAGGAUAAAAUGAUUAUACAUCCCAAAGGUCAAAUUCACUGUCACAUCAUAAUGUUUUGCGAAAAUACUUUUAUGGCCGUCAUAACUCGGGAACUUGUGCAUGUAAGCUGCAACUUGACUGACCGCGGAGGCAUAGAACCGUGAGGCGGUAAUUCCAGUUUCCUCUUUCGUUCAGUCAUCACUGCAGUUAUGUGUUGAAUUAAACUAGUCAGGUUGUGCGCUGAGUGUGCACGAUGCAUAUGUUAUUUAUGCUUGUCUUUUUAAUGCACACAGCUUGACAACAGCAGUAGAGAGGCAAGAAAUACAUGUAUUAGAUGUAUUUACAACAACAGGGUAUUGUUUACAGAGACAGUUUGGCUCCUUAAAUACUGGGUAUAACAUAGAAGAGGGAAACUGAUCCUUAUUUUGGUAUCAAUCCUAUUGAUGCUGGAAUCGAUCUUCAAAACGAAAACUUAAUAUCUGUAACAUUGAUAUUUUGGUAUUUGUCCACCCCUACAAAAUGUCCACUCUAAACUCUGUGGAUGAAUUGAUUUGUUUGAGACAGCUGGAACCUUGCCUUCUGAGCAGUCAGUAAAAAUGUUGAAGUCAUGUCGUCCCAGAAACUGUUACAUCUUCCUUAAUGUGAUUUAAAUGUGCAUGAAACAGAAGUUUUCUUCAAGAUGUUUGUCCCUGAAAUACAGCUGAAUGUAUUAGCUUAGUAUUAUGAGCUUCAGCCUAAUUACACAGCAUUUAUAACAAGCUACUGUAUUAACAGAGUGCCUGAUUAGUGUCAGAACUAAAUAUAAUUUACUCCUGAUUCCUAUGCAAAGUGUAUAAUACUGAGUGUUGCUCUGAAUUACAAUCACAAGGUUAAGUGUGUGCUGCUAUGUGACUUAAAAUGACACUUACAUGGUCUUAAGACACAGAUAUGUGCUCUUUUCUUUAAGAUACUGAUCUUUUGUUAUUUUCCAUGUAUUGUACAGAUUUAAUUAUGGCUUGGAAUAUAAACAUUUUUCACAUACGUAACAGUAGCAUGAUGUGUAAAUUACCCCGUGGUCAAACAUCUUAAUGUUACAAAAUGCUAACGAGCAUAAGCAAUAUGUUUUUGUUUGCGUUGAAAGCAGAAAACAUUAUUGCCCUUCUGUCUGUCCUCAUGUCCUGCAUAAGAAUGAGUUUGUGGAAAUGCA